Wasmannia auropunctata (little fire ant) is the source of this 2615-nucleotide messenger RNA. Its product is annotated as multiple inositol polyphosphate phosphatase 1-like. Bases 437 to 1867 code for a protein of 476 amino acids. NCBI's taxonomy places the organism in Eukaryota, Metazoa, Arthropoda, Insecta, Hymenoptera, Formicidae. The record is from RefSeq and is a predicted model, not a curated record. The transcript has 9 exons. Gene Ontology annotation, molecular function: acid phosphatase activity; inositol phosphate phosphatase activity.
ACACGAACCGCCGCGGCGAACGGGGCGGCUUGUAUACGAGAACGGCUGUUUUUCCUACCUCGCGAUCCGCGAAGGUGCGCGCACGUUUAUUUACGUUAUUUACAAAGUCGGUGGUGGCCUCCACCGCCCCCACCCCCCCUCUUCCACCCGUCCUCUCCGCCCGUCGAUACGUCCGUGUCGCAAUUUGCCGCAAUUCGGUCCUCCGUCGAGACUGAGGCAGGCUACUCUCUCGCGUCUCAGGCCCGAUCGACCGCAUCCGCCGCCUUGAACCUCCAAGUGUCGGGCUUCUAAACCCUGGAGCCGCCUCUCCAUUCUCCGGCGUUCCGGAUACUCCUCUUGGAUACUUCUUCUCCGCUCCUUCGCGAGCGCUCCUUCCGGAUCUCAGAGUUAUCAUCCUUAUUAUUAUUCUUAUCGCGGGACCGGCGACUUUCACCGCAUGAUGUCCGCAUUGUUGCUAUUGUUGUCCGUGUCGCUCCUGGCCUCACUGAGCGUCCACGUGCUCGCACGCGAUGUCGAUUUCUGCUUCGCGGACGAGGGUGAACCGUAUCUGUACAUGGGCACGAAGACCGCCUAUCACUUCGUUCACGGCGGCCGUUUACAGACGAUACCGCAUUGCCGACCGGUGCAAAUCUGGAUGCUCGCGGCACACGGCACCCGUUGCCCGAACAUGCACGAGAUCGAAAAGAUCGUCUCCUUAACUAAUCUCAAAGAGCAGAUCAUCCAGAAUCAUGAUACGCGCAAAGAGGGUCACAUGUGCAGUCGAGAUCUGGACAACCUGCGAAGAUGGAAGCCGGACGAAUACCUGUCGCCGCAACGGGCGGAAGUCCUGACGCCGCAGGGGGUGGAGGACAUGAAGCUGCUGGCAAGAAGAUUGCAGAGCAAUUUCCCGGAGCUGCUGCAGCCCAACAGUUUCAACAUUACGGCUGCCAAUUACAAGUUCCGCGCUACCGAGGCUCGCGACAGUAUGAUGGCUUUUAUGGAAGGGCUGUUCAGCAGCAGGCACGUGAUAGAAGAGAGUUCCCUCAACGACACUUUACUUAGCGCGUACAAAACUUGCGGCGUGUGGAAAAACGAGGAGAACGAGGGAUCGUUCGAGAAUGUAGAACGCAACAGAUUCAACAAUGAACCGGAGUUCCAGAAUCUCUUGAAGAACGUCAGCAGACGACUCGGAUUUCUGUACAAUACUUCCACUGAUAUGAUCGACGCUAUGUACGACGCGUGUCGAUACCAGAAAGCCUGGUCCGUCACCGAACUGUCACCCUGGUGCGCCGUCUUCAGCAAGGAGGAGCUCCGCAUACUUGAGUACAGGGAGGACCUCGAUUACUAUUACAAAGCGGGCUACGGGCGAGAUAUCAACACGCGUUUGGGAUGUCCUCUGUUGCACGACAUGAUGAAACACUUCUGGAACGUAGAGCGCAACGAAAUGACGGGCGAACCCACGGGCAUCUUCUACUUCAGCGACAUCGUCAGCCUGCAAAAUCUCCUGGCCACGAUGGGCAUAAAUGAAGAUCAGACGCGACUGACUGCCUACAAUUACAGAGACAUGGCUAGACGUCAAUGGCGCACGUCAAUAAUAUCGUCCUUCGCCGCGAAUCUUGUCGCGGUGUUUUACAAGUGCACCGAUUAUGGUAACAACCGCAAUAAAGUAAUGUUUUAUCUCGCGGAGAAACCAGUGCGGUUCGAGGGCUGCCAGGUGGGCCUUUGCGACUUGGACUUCCUGAAGAGCAGGUUCGGCCAGCUGGCGUCCAACUGCAAGCUGGACGUCUGCUGGAAGGCGAGCGGCGCGAUCGCCGGCUCACCUCCCGCUUCAUUAGCCAUCUUAUUAGUGUGCUUUGUUCUAGUCCGCCUUGGCUACCGACAAUUGUAAAUAAGCUUUAGUUUUACUUGUCAUUUAUUGUGUAAGUGUUACACCGUAAAAUAUUGAAUACGUAUAUGAGAUCUUCGGGAGUCUUAAGUUAAUAUUUAUAGGAAACUCCUGUCUUCGGCAAAGUAAAAAAAAAAGAAAGAAUUGAAAGCGUUAAAUUGUAGACCUGCAGGGAUUCUCAAAGUGUGGGUCGCGAAAAAUUUUAUUAUGUUUCGAUUUUAAGGCUGUUAUUAAUAGAGAUAGAAAACAAGGGCAUUCUUCACAUAAUACAUCGUCUUAUAUAUCUGAAAAAUAAAUUUAAUAAAAUCUCAAAGUAAUAUAUUUAGUAAGAAGUUAAAAAGGGAGCUCGGUAAAAUAAAGUAAUAAAAUAAUCAAUUCUCAUCCCCUUCCCGUUUUUUCCGCAUCCACUAAAGCUGAAUGAGUCGCGGAGUUUGCUGUUGUAAAAAAAUGGAUCGCGAUUCACAAAAGAUUGGGAAAUCCUGUUGUAGACGAUUGUAUCGCUUGUAGAUCUGUGUUAAUUUUGCGACUUUGAAAAUGUAUUAAAUGCAUUUUACUAUAUGUGUAUAUGUGAGCAGUAUAAUGCGCAUUUCAAGUAAUAACGUUUAAUUUUUUCUUCACGUAUUUUAUGCCUAAAUUUUCUUACAUACGUUAUUAUAAGAAUUAUAGUAGAAUUAUUGUUAUUAUAAUAUAUUUCCUCUAAUUUACGAUAAUGUCCUAAUAUGUAUUUUAAAAUAUAUAUUUAUUAUAUUAA